ACUCACUAGCCGGACGGACCAUUAUUAAACGGGGGACUGUUUACAAGUCGAAGCGUGAAAAAUGACAGGACUAUCCGUAACGGAGCGCACAGAAUGUACCAAAAUAUUAAGACAAAUGACACAAUCAGACUUAAUGUCACUUAGCGAUACCGUCACAAAUAAGAUGAUUGUUGUGGCGAGUAGUAAAGAGGCAAUGGAAACUGUUUUAUCUUUCACCAAAUCUGCAGAAGAGCUCUUGAAGAGAAAGAAGGUGUAUCGUGACCUGAUAUUUAAGUAUCUUGCCAAAGAAGGGAUCGCUAUGCCUGCAACAAGUGAAAAACACGCACUUAUCAAAAGGACCCUCGAACUUUGGUCAUCUAAGAAGCUGAAAGAAUCUCAAGGACAGCCCAGUGACAGCCGAGCCAGACAGCACACAGUGUUUGUAGACCCAGGCUUUGAUCCUCAAAUACUUGGUCAGCAGUUCUGUCAGUGGUUCUACGGUCUUUUGAACAGCCAUAACCCGGCCCUGGGACAAGAGCAUCAGGACUGGGGACCUCAGCACUUUUGGCCUGACGCUAAACUUCGUCUCCAUGCCAGAACAUCUGAAGAACAGAUGGAGGAGUUUGCUGGCGCAGAUCUGGUCAGUCUUCGUCUUUUGGCCUUGACCCGAGAGGAGCUCUUGAUUUUUAGUCCAAACUUGGAGACCAAUGGUCUGAGAGCGCUGGCGUCGCCUCACGGCCUGGUGCUGGUGGCUGUGGCUGGGACCAUCCACAGAGACAAGUCCUGUCUGGGAAUAUUUGAGCAAAUAUUUGGUCUUAUUAAAUCACCGGUGGACAACAACUGGAAAAUAAAGUUUAUCAACUUAAAAAUCCGUGGACAGGAUUCACUCAAAGACAAAGAGAUGUCUGCUCCAACAUUAAACUAUAACUCCAGUGAUUUACAACUUCUCUGUAGCUGAUACAAAUUCAUAAUUUUUAUUUGUUAUUUAUUAGGUUUCAUUUUCAUCUGUUUUUAUGCUAUAGAACCUUACUUGCGCGCACUAUUCAUAUAUUUCUGUUUGGGAAAUAUGUCAUAAAGCAAAAAAUUUGGUUUUGGUGGCCUGUGCCUUAUUGCACUUACUACACGGAUGUUCUUGUAAAUACUGUUACAUAAUAAAGAUUAUAAGUACUUCAUCUAUGAA
This is a messenger RNA of Boleophthalmus pectinirostris (great blue-spotted mudskipper), 1159 nucleotides long. RefSeq names its product chromosome unknown C3orf38 homolog (gene cunh3orf38). The transcript is spliced from 4 exons. The record is from RefSeq and is a predicted model, not a curated record. NCBI's taxonomy places the organism in Eukaryota, Metazoa, Chordata, Actinopteri, Gobiiformes, Gobiidae. The coding region runs from base 62 to 937 and encodes 291 amino acids.